Molecule: messenger RNA, 1353 nt
Organism: Fusarium fujikuroi IMI 58289
Lineage: Eukaryota; Fungi; Ascomycota; Sordariomycetes; Hypocreales; Nectriaceae
Exons: 2
Coding region: 1-1353 (450 amino acids)
Biological process (GO): regulatory ncRNA-mediated gene silencing
Cellular component (GO): ARC complex
Source: RefSeq, a predicted model, not a curated record
AUGGCCGAAGACUCCAAGCCUCAGAUCGAGGAGCCCUUGGCUCUGCCAGAGUCCCUCCAGGGCAUCGCCAAGAAGAGCCGCAAGAGAAAAGGCAAGACCCUCAUCAACCGUGGUCCUACAGCGCUUCCAAAGAACCGUGGAAGUGGUUUCGAGGAGUACUUCGCUGAUCCGCCUCUGACCCCCGUCGAGGCCACGGAGGAGAAGAAUGAGAUCUACUCGCCAGACCUCCCUUUUGCUGAGCGCAUGCAAUCUUGCAUCCAGCGUUUCCGUUCCCGCCGUCGUCUCCAGGGCGAUCGCGGCCUGUACUUCAACGAGUAUCUAUUCCUCGGCGGCGUCGAUACCACGCCCAACACCUUCGGCGGUCUCAGCCAGCAAGAGCUAAAGGAACUGACUCCCGCCCAGCGCCGAGAGGCAACUGCCACAGAUAUCAUCUGGGCCAACUCCCAAGGUGGCGACAAGUUCUACGAUGGUGAUGACAAGAAGUGGAGUGUCGAUUUCGCUGCUGUCGUCGCGGGUUUCUUCUCCGUCAGUCUCGUCCACCUGACCUCCUUUGAGCCCAAGAGAAUGGAGGAGGGUAUCGACACGAUUAAGAACUUUCUUCGAUACGUUCUCCAGCACGAUGUCUGCCCUGAGUACGGGGACAGUGUCAACGAGGCUCUCGAGCUGUGCAAGACUGCGAGUGUCGAGUGGCCCAUGAUCCGACAGCUCAUGGCUGAUCUCCCCGGCAACUUCACCCUCGCCUGCUCGGAGAUCUUCUACGGGGAAGCAACCGACGAGCAUUGGUCAUUCCAGACUUUCAAGCGGCCCAAGGGUUUCGAUCCCAAGGCCGUCUUCUUCGCGGCCUUUGCUCUCAUGGACGAGCCUGAGCUCUUCGAGAAGCUGUCGCUCAAGGAACCCAGCAUCUUCAGCGAAUACACCUGCACUCUUGAGCUGGUCGAAGUCAUCCGCCCUGAAGAGGAUAUCGUCAAGCGAUUCAAUUCUCUCGUCAUUGGCGACAAGGCAGCGAACCACGUCCCUGUUGGCAAAGCUGUCUUCAAACAAGGCUACAUUCAGGAUGAUUGGGAGAACCCCUGGUCUGGGGAGUGGCCCGUCAAGGAGGAUACCAUCACUAUCUUCCUCGACGAUGCUCUUCUUGCAAACAUGAUGCCGGGCUUAAGGACUGUUGCGACUAUUUGUGAAUUGGAUGCGGGACUGCGGUUUCUCAAAUCUGUUGAGAUGAUUGUCCCGUCAUUCUUCAUUUUUCUUCCUCAAGAGUUGAUGCGUCACUACAAGGAGCCCAGAGUUGAUGAUCGCGUUGCUCCAUCGACCCGAAAUGCGCAGAAGGGAAAGGGUCUUGAUGAGGAUGAAUACUGA